Molecule: messenger RNA, 2165 nt
Organism: Lytechinus variegatus (green sea urchin)
Lineage: Eukaryota; Metazoa; Echinodermata; Echinoidea; Temnopleuroida; Toxopneustidae
Exons: 4
Coding region: 155-928 (257 amino acids)
Source: RefSeq, a predicted model, not a curated record
UGGGUAAUUCAGUAAAAUGACUUGAUGUUUACUUAUCUGUCACUUUGUUCGAUGUAUUUCUGCCAAUCAGACGUGUUUAUGAUCGACUCUAACAAACUGAUCGAUAAAACAAAUCUGAAUCUCCAAAGCAUUAAUUUUACAUCUAAACAGCAGAAUGGAUUCAAGGAUGAAAUUGUGUUUCUUCGCUUUCGUAGUGUUAGGUUCUCUGUCUGUGGUGUCUGCUCAAGUUGAAUGCUACGAUUGCAAUUAUGAUUAUAAUGAUGGCGAGACAGAGAGUGAUCCAAACGACUGCAAAACGCCGUCAUCCUCAACGAUGAACGCGACAUGUGGAGCGACUAUGAAAUGCUACGUGCAAAGUGAGAUAACUUCAAGUUUAGGUUUGUUUGGCGGAGGUCGUAUCAGAUACUCUCGUGGAUGCAUGGAAGAUGACGCUUGCCAAGCAAACGACUGUCGGAAAACCCCUAGAGAUUGCAUUAGUUGCUGCAAUGGUGACUUUUGCAACACUGCCUCUUUAAAUACCCACCUUGUAGAUAAUAUGCUAACCCGACCUUGUUACCGUUGCCAAUAUUCGGACAUACGAGGGACCCGGAGUGAUGCUCGUUGCGGACCAAGUGACUUUGAUGCAGAUGCCUCGGACUCGCAAGUGUACAGUGUUGACUGUCCUGGUCUAUGCUACAUUGCAAGAGCCAAAUACGAGCAUGCGGUUGAAAUAAUUCGAGGUUGCCAGUACCAUGGGAGUUAUUGUACCUAUGACAGACAAGCAGUCAACGGCGUACCUGCGAAUGAAUUCGGUGAUAGUAAUUAUAAUGCUCAACACCAAUACGAGCUCUCAUGUUGUGUUGACGACAAUUGUAAUACUGCUACUGCCCUCUCCGUUGGAUUAAUGACAAUCCUUUUCUCAGCUACCCUCGGCGUGUUUGUCAUCUAAUGUCGCCGUCGUAGGAUGUAUAAGCAAGUCCUUGGAGGGUGGGGUAUCUGGGGGGGGGGGGUCUCGUACAAUGAGAUAUUCAUCAGCGUAGAUUAGUAAACUUGAUUUCGAGAGGAUGUCACUUUUUGUUAAUUCCUCUUACAUUUUCAUAGCUUGCAAAUAAUGUUCGACUCAAUAUAAUUCACCCGUACAUUAACUUUGUGUGUCUCAGUGCCUCUGGACAUCUUACGAUUUUGGAAAAAAAUUGCUUUUUACUUAUUUUCAGAAAAUGAGAAUUAAAAGUAUCUUUUAAUUUGAGGUUCAAAUUGAUUUGGAUGAUUACAAGCCUUUGUUUGGGACCAAAGGCCAAAUUGGUUUCAAAUCAUAGCUAAUCGAACAAUUGCAACGAUAUUAUUACGACUAGAUAUACAAUUUGCUUUUAUUAUAAUAAUGAUGGCAGCAUAGUCUAAUAUUUGAACACAAGUGUUCGUUCGAUGAUUUAAAAAAAUACACAGUAAGAUGUUCUAUAUCUCUAUAUAUUUGCAUCAAAUUAGACUACGUUUUACUCUUGAAUCGAGUUGCUGACCAGUCGUAAAAUGUGAGGUGGCAUUACAUUUGUCAGACAACUUCCCUGUUAAAUUGACUUGAAAUCGAUAAUUUUUAUUUACUGACGUAACGGCGUACUGUAUAUAAGGGCCGCAUGACAGAGGACACCUCUCAAAUCUUUAUCGUAAAUUGAAGAACUGGGGUAAAUGAGAUUUAAAAAGAAAAAGGUGAUUAUACCUUAAAAGAGUAUUCUACGAAAAGGGGCAAUUCAAAUUAAGAAUUAAAAUCUUGGAAAACAAUAUCUUUGUGAUCCUUUUUUUAGAAUCCACCAGUAAAUUGACUCAUGGGAAACGUGUUUAGGGAAUUCAGUCGCGAACGAUCGAGUUGCUGACAAGAUAAAAUAGUGUUUCGUAGUCGUAAUUUGCGGUUGGAAUUAAUACAAUUAUUCUAGUUUCAAUUUUAUAACCCGAGUAGGCUAGCAAAGACCUGCCAAUUUUUAACGAAAUCCUGUAUGAUGACCGAAAAUCCUUGCUGGAAAAAAUGAUGUGUCACCCAGUGUUUCCCACGAUGUGUUCACAGUGUGGAAAACAAUGUGAACUCACCUUCAGACUAAUUCACCGUGUGAACACACUACUAAGACUUACACUGUAUGAUGUGUUCACAUGCAGACAUCUUUAAAGGACAAGUCCACUCCAAAAAAAGUUGAUUUAAA